Molecule: messenger RNA, 3612 nt
Organism: Trifolium pratense (red clover)
Lineage: Eukaryota; Viridiplantae; Streptophyta; Magnoliopsida; Fabales; Fabaceae
Product: leucine-rich repeat receptor-like tyrosine-protein kinase PXC3
Exons: 3
Coding region: 599-3259 (886 amino acids)
Biological process (GO): protein phosphorylation
Molecular function (GO): ATP binding; protein binding; protein kinase activity
Source: RefSeq, a predicted model, not a curated record
AGUAGUAUUAUUAUGCUUAUGCUCCAAAACAAAACACAAAUACAAACACAUUGUGUUGUUGUAUACCCCACAUGAGUCAGAAAGACAGGAGAUUUAUGCAGCUUUCAUUCACUGCCCAUUUCUCGUGAAAGCCCUCUACAUGGGAUUGUAGUGCCCACUAUUUCCUUCCCAUCUCCUCAAAACAAUCUCUCUCUCUCUCUCUCUCUCUCUCUCUCUCUCUCUCUCUCUCUCUCUCUCUCUCUCUCUCUCUCUGUGUGUGUGUGUGUGUGACACAACAAAACACCUGAUCCGUGAACCACUGUACUACUACUAAAAAUCAUUGUACUAUUCACUCUCAUUUCAUCCCUGAAGAAGGAACAUGUUUUCAUCUGCAUAAUCAAUCACUUUCUCCGUUGCUUCUUCAGUUCUAUCUCCUCUUCUGUUACAGAGGCUAAAAGAUUCUAAAGUUUUUUCCCUUGAAGAAGUGAUGGAUGUAGCAAAGUUGUUUCAAAUCCUCACAUUUGUGAAAUAAAGGAAAAAGGGUGAAGGAAAGUUUGAUUUUUUGAGUGAAAAGAACAAGAAAAAAAAUUGUUGGUUUUGUGGUACAUAGUGUAUAGUGAUGGAAAUUCUGUUCUUGUUGCAUAUUGUGUUAGGUUGGUAUCUUUCAAAUGUUGAGUUUGUAGGUGCUGAGUUACAGGACCAAGCUAUAAUACAUGCAAUCAAUCAAGAGCUUAAAGUUCCUGAAUGGAGUGAUGCAAACAUUUCAGGUUACUGUUCUUGGCAAGGGGUUUCAUGUGACAAUCAUUCAAUGGUGGAGAAGCUUGAUCUUUCUCACAGGAACCUUAGAGGUAAUGUGACUUUAAUGUCUGAACUCAAAAGUUUGAAGUUACUUGACCUUUCAAAUAAUAAUUUUGGUGGAUUUAUUCCUCUUGCUUUUGGAACUUUAUCUGAGCUUGAAGUUCUAGAUUUGUCUUCUAAUAAGUUUGAAGGUUCAAUUCCAUCACAGUUUAGUGGUCUCAAAAGCUUAAAAUCAUUAAACCUUUCUAAUAAUUUGCUUGUUGGUGAGUUUCCAAUUGAACUUCAUGGCUUAAAGAAAUUGCAGGAUUUGCAACUUUCUAGUAAUCAAUUGAGUGGUUUUAUACCUUCUUGGGUGGGGAAUUUAACCAAUUUGAGAGUUUUUUCGGCUUAUGAGAACCGUUUAGAUGGUAGAAUUCCAGAUAAUCUAGGCUUGAUUCCUGAACUUAAAAUACUUAACCUGCAUUCUAACCAGCUUGAAGGUCCAAUACCAUCAAGCAUUUUCGCUUCGGGAAAGCUAGAAGUUCUGGUUCUCACACAGAAUAAUUUUAGUGGUGAUCUACCCGAGGAAAUUGGGAACUGUCGUGCCCUUUCAAGCAUUAGAAUUGGAAACAACCAUCUUGUAGGUAGCAUUCCUAAGACCAUUGGAAAUCUUAGUAGCCUAACAUACUUUGAAGCCGAUAAUAAUAAUCUUUCUGGUGAGUUAGUGUCAGAGUUUGCUCGGUGUUCUAACCUCACCCUCUUGAAUUUAGCUUCAAAUGGAUUUUCCGGGACUAUUCCACAGGAGUUUGGACAACUUAUGAACCUUCAGGAAUUAAUUUUGUCUGGAAAUAGCCUAUUUGGUGAUAUUCCAAAACCAAUUCUCAGUUGCAAAAGUCUCAACAAGCUUGAUAUUAGCAACAACAGAUUCAACGGGACAAUACCAAAUGAAAUCUGCAACAUUUCUCGGCUGCAGUACUUGCUAUUGAAUCUGAAUUCCAUAAGAGGAGAGAUCCCUCAUGAAAUUGGAAGUUGUACAAAACUUCUUGAGUUGCAAUUGGGGAGUAACUAUUUGACUGGAACUAUUCCUCCCGAGAUCGGCCGCAUCAGGAACUUACAGAUAGCUUUAAAUUUGAGCUUCAAUCAUCUCCAUGGAUCACUGCCACCAGAAUUCGGAAAACUCGAUAAACUUGUUUCUCUCGAUGUUUCAAACAACCGGCUAUCAGGUAAUAUCCCAGCUGAGCUUAGGGGAAUGUUGAGCUUGAUAGAGGUGAAUUUCUCGAAUAAUCUGUUUGAAGGCCCUGUACCAACAUUCAUUCCAUUCCAGAAAAGUCCUACUUCGAGUUUUUUAGGCAAUUUAGGGCUUUGUGGAGAUCCAUUGAACUCUUCAUGUGGAGAUAUUAAUGAUGAUCAGAGUAGUUACCAUCACAAGGUUUCUUACAGAAUCAUACUGGCCGUAAUUGGUUCUGGUUUGGCAGUUUUUGUGUCGGUAACGAUAGUUGUCAUGCUGUUUAUGAUCAGAGAGAGGCAAGAAAAAGCAGCCAAAGAGGCUGCCGGUAUUGUUGAUGAUCCAACCAAUGACAAACCAACUAUAAUAGCAGGGACUGUUUUUGUCGAUAAUCUAAAACAAGCAGUAGACCUUGAAGCCGUUGUUAACGCAACAAUGAAAGACUCAAAUAAGAUCAGCAGCGGAACAUUCAGCUCAGUUUACAAAGCAACCAUGCCUUCUGGUGUGGUCUUAUCAGUUAGGAGACUGAAAUCUGUGGACAAGACAAUAAUCCACCAUCAGAACAAGAUGAUUCGAGAACUUGAAAGGCUAAGCAAAGUUUGUCACGAUAAUCUUGUGCGACCUAUUGGUUAUGUCAUUUACGAAGAUGUUGCUCUUCUCUUGCAUAAUUAUUUUCCUAACGGAACAUUAUCUCAGCUUCUUCAUGAAUCUACCAAGCAACCUGAAUAUCAGCCUGAUUGGCCAGCUAGGCUAUCCAUUGCCAUCGGUGUCGCAGAAGGUUUGGCUUUCCUUCAUCAUGUCGCAAUUAUCCAUCUUGACAUUUCUUCUGGAAAUGUUCUUUUGGAUGCAAAUUUCAAGCCUUUGGUUGGAGAGAUUGAGAUUUCAAAACUUUUGGAUCCAACCAGAGGCACCGGAAGUAUUAGUGCAGUUGCUGGUUCCUUCGGUUACAUACCACCAGAAUAUGCAUACACCAUGCAAGUGACAGCACCAGGAAAUGUUUACAGCUAUGGUGUUGUUUUGCUGGAAAUCCUUACAUCUCGACAACCUGUUGAAGAAGAUUUUGGCGAAGGUGUAGAUUUGGUGAAAUGGGUUCAUAGCGCUCCUGUUAGAGGGGAAACUCCGGAGCAGAUACUUGAUGCAAGACUUAGCACAGUUUCCUUUGGUUGGAGGAAAGAAAUGCUUGCUGCUCUAAAGGUUGCGUUGCUUUGCACCGACAACACACCAGCCAAACGACCGAAAAUGAAGAAUGUUGUAGAAAUGCUACGGGAAAUCAAGUAAAAAACGAGGGACUCAAGCCAUCAAGAUUUGAAGUAUGUGAACCUGUCAUGCAAUGGAUACUGAAGAACUGAUAUGUAUUACAAGUUACAACUAUAAAUAGUAGUCUUGUAUCAAGAAUUAUGUUACAUGGUACGAAGGUGUUGUAACAAGUAAAAUCAAGGCUAUAUAGGAAUUGAUUGAUCUUCACCAUUCUAGUAGUUUGUCCAAAUGAUUAGUCAUGAAAAUCAAUUUGAGUUGGACACUAUAUUAUUAUUAUUAGGUUCUUAUUGAGUACAUGCAUGCAAGGAAAGACACUGAUACAGGAUAUUUAUAUCAGUUCUUAUUGAUCAGUAUGAGCUUGUCCUCAGUUUCCA